Melampsora larici-populina 98AG31 is the source of this 1659-nucleotide messenger RNA. Its product is annotated as family 8 carbohydrate esterase. The record is from RefSeq and is a predicted model, not a curated record. Gene Ontology annotation, biological process: cell wall modification. NCBI's taxonomy places the organism in Eukaryota, Fungi, Basidiomycota, Pucciniomycetes, Pucciniales, Melampsoraceae. Bases 1 to 1659 code for a protein of 552 amino acids. The transcript has 10 exons. Gene Ontology annotation, molecular function: pectinesterase activity.
AUGUCCAAGCUUUCAUUUUUGUUUUUACUUUCUUGCAUAUGUCACUUCCAUGUUCAUGCACAGUCAGACGUCUUAGACUCAUUGCCAAGUGUCCAAGAACCGAAUUUGGUCGACGAGCUCACUUUACACACGCGAAACGACCCAAAAUCCCAAGCAUCACGGAACCCAGACUUCCCUGUAGCAAACCUCUCAGACUGGACAUUGUCCAAUAACACAGAGCUUCCAUCAUCAAACAUUACCGAGCUGCAAGCAUCAUCAAACCUCACAGGAACAACAUUAACUCUUAACGUCACAAGCCCACACUCGCCAGCCGUCGUAAAAAUUAAACUCAGGCCAUUGAUAUUACCUCCUGAAGCUAGCGUACUGCCAAAAAACAACGAGUCAAAGAUCUUGAAGCCGAGUUUGGAAAAUAACAAUUUACGACAUCCCGUCAAUGCAACCAAACCAUGGGACACAACGAAACCGCCAGUAGGCGCUCGUGUGGUCAGACAGGACCCGCGCGCUGGAGAAUUUGGAACUAUACAAGCGGCGUUAUCAUUCUUGAAAAAUCUCACAGCACAAGCUCAAAAUGUGACCCAAACUAUCUUUAUAUAUCCCGGCACGUACAACGAAAAAUUGAUUGUCGACUAUAAAGGGCCUUUGAAAAUGGUGGGAUAUACCGUAGAUAGGCAUAACUUCAGCCAAAACUUGGUCAAUAUCAAUGGCUCAAUGGGUGCUCAAAAGGCAGGGAGCAAUGAGCUGAGUGCCACUGUAAGAAUAAUUAAGGACGAUUUCUCCAUGUAUAAUAUAAAUGUCUACAAUAGUUAUGGGCACCAAGGUCAUCUCAGCCAAGCUAUUGCACUUUCAGGGACAGGGUCAAGACAAGCAUACUACGCUUGCAGUUUCUUCGGGUAUCAAGACACCCUGCUAACCCUCAAUGGAUACCAUUAUUAUUCGGAAUGCUACAUUCAGGGAGCCGUAGAUUUUAUUUUCACACAGAAAGCAGUAGUUUGGUUUGAAAAAGCUACAAUUGGAAGCGUUGCACCCGGCGUAAUAAGUGCAAAUGGAAGAAACGAUGCGAUAAACCCUUCUCGCUAUGUAUUCAAUAGAGCUAAAGUCAUCUCGAAAGGUGCUGCUAUAGGCUCGGUUUAUCUCGCAAGACCAUGGGGAAACUACUCACGAACUACCUUCCAGUUCUCUUACCUCUCAGAAGUCGUCAAUCCGCUGGCGUGGCGUGUAUGGCAAGACGGGGAUACUCGAACUAAUCAUGCCAGUUAUACAGAGUAUCGAAACCAUGGGCCAGGCUCUGUCUUGUUUCCACCCAACUGGAAUUACACUCUAACACACAGUCAAGAACCUAUCGAUGUAGGAAAGCCUGUGAAUGGGAGCAAGGUACCUGUUGUGACUCCGCCUAUCGUAGAAAACGCCACCAGCUUGGGAGUACCACCUGGUUCGCGCGCAGUAUGGGGUAAGGAGCGUGCGCGACCUUGCAAAAUUACGCAAGUGCUUGGUAAAGAUUACGCAAUUUGGAUAGAUCCCGACUUUGGUGUCGACCCAUUCUCAAGUGGCAACACCGAAAAUCUGGCAGGGAAACCAUCUUCAAAUGGCACCACCAUCAAUUUGGGCGGCAAAGAGACUUCAAAUGUCACUGCAUCAACUGUGACGGGCAAAGAUCCUUGA